AUGGACGACUGCCUCAAUAAAAUAUCUGAAGGUGGCAACAACGAAUGCGAAGCGAUCAUUGCUAGUCUUGAAGCACGCUGGGCCAAGGCGGAUCAAGAACUAUUCAUUUCUUCAGUGAUUCUGAACCCAUUUUAUCAUACUACUCCCUUCGCAAAGAUUCCUGCUCUCAACAAUGCCAGUGUCCAUAUGCUUAUUGAGCAUAUGUGGGAGUGCCUCUUCUCUUCUCGAGCACCACCCAAGCUCAAAAGUCAGGCUGAGGACUAUUUAUUUAACAGAGGGCUCUUUGCACAUCUCGACACUCGAGUUGAGAGAAAGUGUGCUGUUGCUCAGGAAAAUGGACAGCUGCCUGAUCCGAUCACUUUAUACAGUACUGGCACGCUUCAGGCUCUUGCAGAGCUGAAGAUGAUGAUCAGAGAUGAGCACACGCGCUCUGCUGAAAGUCGGAAGCACAUGAUUCAGUUGAUGCAAGAUCGGACACGCAAAAAUAUCAUUCCUGCUGCUGAAACCCUUCCUAUUCCUUUGAGCACGUCCGAAGAUCUUCAGGACCUCAUGCUCGGUGCUCAGAACGACCUUAAUGCCUGCUUUUAUGGCCCAGAACUGACCAAAGACCCUAGUGCCACUGACUCUUCUGUAGAUCAAUUCCAUACCCUUAUUCAGCAGCAUAUACACCUCUCAGAUGAAGAUGAACUCGACGAUGAGCCCAUUCGUAAUGUAUCCAUCAUUGGGAUGCAGAUUCCGCUUCGAAACCUCUUCAACUUCGCCAACAAGAGCUGGUCCAAUCUUUACAAGCAGUCAGCCCGCCAGAACUUCGAAGAAGAGAUGUCCAUGUAUGAAUUAUUAGAAUUAGACUCAAUUCCUAAGCAAGACGAGUCGGGAUCGGACGGUAACAUUGAGAUCUCACUAGAUGAUACUACUCAGGAGGUUCUAUUACAUACUACAUAG
Molecule: messenger RNA, 942 nt
Organism: Coniophora puteana RWD-64-598 SS2
Lineage: Eukaryota; Fungi; Basidiomycota; Agaricomycetes; Boletales; Coniophoraceae
Exons: 3
Coding region: 1-942 (313 amino acids)
Source: RefSeq, a predicted model, not a curated record